GAAAGGACGAAGUAUAUUAUAUCCUAUUCCAUCAUUUUAUAACCAUGUCCAGGAGAAAUAUUGGCAAGUUGAGCCCUUUGGCUACUGGCAGUUAAAAAAGCUACCUUGCUUCAUAUUGGCCACUCCAGCGGUUUUCAUCGUUUUAUACGGUUCUUUGUUCGAACUCACUCGUUUAAGAACAGUGCAUGGAUCAUUAUUUGGCGUUAUCCUUGGCAUACUCCAAAAUGCGAGCAGCACACUACCCUUUAUGAUACAUGCGUUAGUGCUGACAGUUCUGGCUUUGAUGCUGUACAACGUGGAAGUGCUCACCCGAAUUCUAUUUUCGUCAUCACCGUUUGUUUAUCUAGUCAUAGCACAAUACAUGGACCGUCGAACUCCUUUGGUAACAUUAGACGAUGUACAAUACCCCACUUUUCUUCCUUUUUUCACGAAUUUUUCGCGGUCACACUGGGUUCAUGCCUUGCUAUUAUGUUACUUAUUGGGCUAUUUCUAUAUUGGUACACUAUUGCAUGCUAAUUGGCUUCCGUUUACCUGA
This is a messenger RNA of Loa loa (African eye worm), 535 nucleotides long. RefSeq lists its product as hypothetical. Gene Ontology annotation, cellular component: endoplasmic reticulum membrane; mannosyltransferase complex. The record is from RefSeq and is a predicted model, not a curated record. The annotation marks the transcript as partial. Lineage: Eukaryota; Metazoa; Nematoda; Chromadorea; Rhabditida; Onchocercidae. Gene Ontology annotation, biological process: GPI anchor biosynthetic process. Gene Ontology annotation, molecular function: alpha-1,6-mannosyltransferase activity; GPI mannosyltransferase activity. The transcript is spliced from 2 exons.